This is a messenger RNA of Kickxella alabastrina, 3047 nucleotides long. RefSeq names its product acyl transferase/acyl hydrolase/lysophospholipase. Gene Ontology annotation, cellular component: cytosol. NCBI's taxonomy places the organism in Eukaryota, Fungi, Kickxellomycota, Kickxellomycetes, Kickxellales, Kickxellaceae. Gene Ontology annotation, biological process: glycerophospholipid catabolic process. The transcript has 2 exons. Gene Ontology annotation, molecular function: A2-type glycerophospholipase activity. The record is from RefSeq and is a predicted model, not a curated record. The coding region runs from base 290 to 2950 and encodes 886 amino acids.
AUCUUUGUUAUUGCUUUCUUUCGCUGUAAUUCCCCCCUUAUUUUUCCUAUUCUCCUAGCUACAAGACUUUUACUAUAUCAUGACCAUCGUUAGGCUUCUAACGCGCAUACCCACACACAGAGCGCAUCGUUCACUUUUGUCCCUGGGAGCCAGGCACAUUGGACACCAGGCGACUCGCAGCACUGCUAAUACUGGCAAAAAAUCCGCUGGCGAAAGUAAGCUCGCCGUUGUCUUUGGCAUUCUGUCGACCGCUGCUGUUGCUGCCGCUUACACCACGAGGUAUCCAAUAAUGGCGCAGGGCACAGAUCCGAACAUGGAAGAGGGCAAUGCAGAUAAACAGCGCGGUACGGACAGGCACGAGGAUAUUAUCAAUGGCGAGACUCCUCCUGCCUCUAUGACCGAUAAACUACAGUCGUUGUAUGACUCUGUGUCUAAGAACCUGUCGCAAUUGCUGCUUGAAUACAAGGAAUUGGCGCCAGAUGAUACAGACAAGGGGAAACACAGUACGGAAUCUACAAGCAGGCCCUCAGCACUGCCAAAUAACACAUGGUACGCAAGUGUUAAAAAUGCGCUCGACUCGCUAACAGCAGCCAGCGACAUCCAGCCUCCAGAGAGACAUCAACCAAAUGGAUCAGUUGUGAGUAGCUCCAAAGACAGCGUGGAUGAGGAAUCCAAACUUUUGAGCUGGGCGGCCAGUGCCAAGAAUCAGCUGAAUGAACUCACACAAAGAGUUCAAAAUAUGGACUGGGUCUCAUUCUCUUCUAUCCCGGAGCAGCUAAAGGACGCCGCAAAAUUGAACGAGAAAACGGAAUCGGGAAAUUCGAUCAAAGAUCAGGUCUUGCAGCAAAUAGACGCGGCGCAGGCACAGCUGAACAAGCAUAUCGAUGACACUCGGGUUGCUCUAGGAGAAGCAGUUUAUGAAAUUCUCCCUGAUCAGUUACGGCGACCUUGGCUCACUGCUUGUGCCCAGAUUUGCCUCGAACAAUCCAUCCACCCGGAACUCCUCCAAGCUGCAUCUGUGCGUGUUGGAAAUGGAAUCUGCGGCCAAGAAACUGACUUUCGACACAAACGGGCCGAACGCAUGUGCAACGACUUUGCGCAGUUUAUUGGAGUUCCUGAGGCCAGCGUGGAUGUUCGUGAUAUACCCACUAUCGGCAUUGCGAGCUCUGGCGGCGGGUUCCGUGCCAUGGUGUCGACCAUUGGGUCGUACCGCGCGAUGCAUGAGGCGGGCUUGGCACAGUGCAUUAUGUACGAUGCUGCAGUGUCGGGUUCGUCGUGGGCGGUGGGUGCUCUGCACACUUACGGUUGUGGCGACCCCAAUACGGUCCUCGACAGCAUGCGCGAGGCCAUGCAGAGAGGCCUUUUCAGCACUGCGAAUCUGAUGACAUUUGUCACCGAGAACAACGACAUUGCGCAGCGCGUGUUUGCAAAUAUAGCCAUGCGAUAUCUGCUGUCCUCAGCUAAAACUGAAGAUGAGCUUGUCGAGGAGGGCAAGGAGAUGCGCGCUGAACCAGGGGACAAUAAUGGUAUCAGCAGCAGCGGCAAUAGCAGUAUUUUAAACCGGGUUUCGGACGAGAUCAAAUGUCAGGGCAACUGGAUUGUGGAUAGGGCUAUUCAAGAGAGCCACAAGUAUCUUUACCAGGCAGAGGACGACAUGAAGGCGCCUCUUACAGUUGAUGAUCUCCUCAAGGCGGCCAAGAGCACACUGCAGUCGAUCUCUGCGCCGCCCAUAUCGAUUGUCGAGCUCUAUGGUGCAUUGCUGUUCAAGCAGCUGAUUGUGCAGUACUCCAGGAUGCCAGACGGCAAGCUCAAGCUGACUUUGGAUCCGCGCUGGAUGAAGCUAAGCUCGCAGCGUGAAGCGGUCGACCAAGGUGCCCUUCCGAUGCCCAUUUACACGGCAGUGCGCCACUUUCUGGGCAGCGACAACAAUGAUCCAGAAAAGGCCCAGAACCACAGGUACCAGUGGUUUGAGCUUAGCCCCUAUGAAGUUGGCAGCAUCGACCACGGAGCGUGGGUGCCCACGUGGGCGUUUGGGCGACCUAUAAAGGACGGCAAAGAGCAGUUCAGGGUUGGAGAGACGCACUUUGGCAGCAUCAUGGGCACAGUCGGAUCCGCGUUCUGUGCAAGCGUUAAGGCGAUGACCAUGGAGAUCUACAUGGCAAUGCCCGGGGCAAUUCGAUUGGCGAUGGACCCGCUGAUGGAUCGCUUUGAGCAUGACUCUGAGAUAUCCCAUCCGAUCCCGCCGUACACCCUGUACAAUCCAUUUUACAAGACCAAGCAGCUGAGCGUCGAUGAUGCCGAGCUGGCCGAGCUUGAGGGAGCGCCCUUCCUGUCCCUGCUCGAUGCCGGAUUGGAGAACAACCUACCAUUUGCGCCGCUUCUCCGGCCUGAGCGCGAGGUGGAUGUGAUCAUUUGUCUUGACUCGAGCGCCAACAUUGACAUUAUGCCGUGGUUUGCGCGCGCCGAGGCGUGGGCGAGCAACCAUGGUGUUGAGCGGUGGCCAUGGGGAGCGCGACCAUGGACGGCCGACCCCUUGCGGCCCUCAAAGUCCGAGACCGAGACCACCAGCAGCGCGCUGCGUAGCACCAAGCAGGUCUCAAUGCACAUCGAGAGCAAAGUAAAGAAGGGCAACAUGCGGUGCGUGGUAUUUGACCACCCAUUGGCGCCGGCGCCUGCAUUAAAAACGUUGGCUAAGCGGAAUCUGGCGCCCACACUUAGCAUUCUGUAUUUACCAUUGCUGUCGAACCCAGAGUUUAGGGAACCGGCGUUUGAUCCCGAGACGGCAGACUUUUGUGCUACUUUCAAUGACAAGUGGACGGCCGAGCAGGUGGACAAGUUGGCCGAUCUGACAUCGUUUAAUUUCAGCCAAGAAAUUGAGCGUAUCCGCGCUGCUGUUAAGAAGGCGUACGAACGCAAGCGUGCGUUCAGGGUGUAUAUGGAGGCCGAUUAAAUAUAUUGGUUCUCAUUAAUGAAAAACAAAAAACAUCCCCCUUUAAUUGACAUCAUUUUUAUGCAUAUAGCAUUAUUUAUAACAUAAAUUGCUCCCG